AUGAGCCAUCACUACAAACUGAAUCGUGGAGUAAAAAGCGUGAUCGAUACGAGUCCACCUUUUUCCAUGUAUAACAGUCCAAUAAGUAAGUCGAAAUUCUGGCUGGAAAGAAAAAGUUCACACUGGAAUAUGUACUUAUCGAAAAGUUUCAUUUUCACACCGAAUUUCUCAUUCAAAGCCAGCAUCUUUUACAGAAGUGUACUCAAAAAGAUUCGAUGCGUUGGACCGACUAGUCAUUUAAUCUAG
Haemonchus placei is the source of this 246-nucleotide messenger RNA. Lineage: Eukaryota; Metazoa; Nematoda; Chromadorea; Rhabditida; Trichostrongylidae. The record is from the annotation of a GenBank genome assembly.